Ixodes scapularis (black-legged tick) is the source of this 474-nucleotide messenger RNA. Its product is annotated as dynein light chain LC6, flagellar outer arm-like. Lineage: Eukaryota; Metazoa; Arthropoda; Arachnida; Ixodida; Ixodidae. Gene Ontology annotation, cellular component: cytoplasmic dynein complex. Gene Ontology annotation, biological process: cilium assembly; microtubule-based process. Gene Ontology annotation, molecular function: dynein intermediate chain binding; dynein light intermediate chain binding. The record is from RefSeq and is a predicted model, not a curated record. The transcript has a single exon. The coding region runs from base 145 to 474 and encodes 109 amino acids.
CGAAGACAGCCAAAAUUGCGCACGGGAACGUCCGUGCGCUCGCCUUUAGAAUCAGUGUCUCGAGCUGUGUAGGUCAGCCGGCAGCCCUACAGAGAUCUUCAAGACGAUUUAGCAGUGAAUUUGACAGGCAGGUCUUCGGGCGCAAUGGCCACUGCUACACAGUCGGCCGCAGCAGCUGGGCCCAUAUCCGCCGGAGUGUCCAGCGGUGCUCCGAUGGACGUGGAGGUCCACUAUGGGGAUCUGCCACAGGAUAUGAUCAACGAACUUCGAGACGCCGCCACCAAGGCCAUGAAGGAGUCCAAAGAUUGGGCGGACAUCGCAACGAGCGUCAAGACUUUCUUCGAGGCCAAGUAUGGGCCCACCUGGUUUUGCGUCGUCGGCAAGGACUUCGGAAUCACGGGCACCUGCGAAAUGAACCGGGGAGGGUUCGUCUCUAUUUCGGGAAUCGCCGUCGGCAUUUUUAAGUUCAAGUGA